This is a messenger RNA of Sesamum indicum (sesame), 3450 nucleotides long. The record is from RefSeq and is a predicted model, not a curated record. Lineage: Eukaryota; Viridiplantae; Streptophyta; Magnoliopsida; Lamiales; Pedaliaceae.
AUGUUAAACCUUGCCAUAUGGAAUGUACGUGGCCUGAACAAGAGGGAUCAUCAGCUGGCGGUCAAGGAUAUCAUUGCUGAGUUCAGGUUACACUUUAUUGGUCUCUUAGCAACACGUGUUCGCAUUAAUAACUGUGCUAAUAUCCAAUCAUUCUUGAUGCCUCAUUGGAAAUGGUUUAUGGAUUAUGACAAUGUUGGAAAUCGGAUAUGGAUUGCAUGGGAUUAUAAUUAUGUUGAUGUGGAUAUUAUUGAGGUGGGAAACCAGUUUAUACACUAUCGUACCAAUAUUAGAGCAUUACUAGAUUUUGUUGAUAUUACUAUUGUGUAUGGUGCUACUGAGAUCACUGACAGGCGAGAAUUAUGGGCCUCUCUAGAAUGCUUAGCUUUACAAUGCAUUAAUACUCGCUGGCUGGUUGGAGGUGACUUCAAUGCAGUCAGGGAUCUCAGUGAGGGUGAAUGGUACACAUGGCAUAAUCGAAGUGCUGGUCCUCGCAACUUGUGGAAGCGACUUGAUCGUAUACUAACCAAUGAUACAUGGACUGUGCGGUUUCCAUUAGUCUUCUAUCAAUGCCUCACACCACGGACAUCGGAUCACUCGCCGAUGGUGAUUAAUGGGGAUAAUCAGCAGCGAUUUGGAGGUAUGUUCCGAUUUGACAACUUCCUUACUCUCUCACCAGAUUUUAUUCCUACCGUGCAGAGUAUAUGGCAGCAUCAAAUAAUGGGAGUGCCUAUGUUCUCAGUCACCCGCAAGCUCAAGGCCCAAGUAUUGGUAAGCUCACACAGACAGGAUGAGCUAUUUCUUCUGUUUGAGCACUGCAGUCGGCUUGUGUAUGCAAAGGCGGCCGAAUUGGAGAGGAUCAUGCUACAGCAGAGGGCAAAGAUGGAAUGGAUGAAGGGUGGUGACCAGUGUUCCAAAGUGAUCUUUUGUAAAAUUGCCCAAAGACGGACAGCUAGACGAAUCUUGCAAAUUAAUGAUGCUCAAGGAAUUACAAUUACAGAACCAAAUGCAGUCAUACAUGAAUUUAUCUCCUACUAUCAGUCCUUGCUAGGGGGAGACAGGCGUCAGAGGGUGAUAGACCUACGGUUUCUUCGGCCUUGGGCGAGGCAUAUCAUAACAACUGAGGAGGCAGGCUACCUACUGGAACCAUUCAGUGCAGAGGAUAUAAAAAGAGCUGUUUUUGACAUCGGCGAGGAUAAAGCACCUGGACCUGAUGGGUAUUCAUCAGGAUUCUAUAAAAAUGCCUGGCCGGUGGUGGGACAGGAGGUAACGAAGGCAGUACUGGAGUUCUUUUCUACGGGGAAGAUUCUUAAGCAGAUUAAUAGCACAAUAUUGACGGUUAUCCCCAAGGUACACUCUCCCACGUCUGUCACAGAUUUUCGCCCUAUUUCCUGCUGUAACGUUCUUUAUAAAAUCAUUGCAAAACUUAUUGUCCAAAAAUUGAGUGUGGUUUUGGACAAGAUUAUCACCCCCUGCCAAGCAGCGUUUGUCCCUGGCCGGAGCAUAGGGGACAAUGUUAUGUUAGCACAGGAACUCUUCACUGGUUAUAAUCAGGCCCGACUCCCACCGAGAUGUGCUUUGAAAGUUGAUAUCCGAAAGGCGUAUGACACUGUCGAGUGGGAUUUCUUGCUAUCGGUGCUUCAGCUAUUCGGCUUCCCAGAGAUAUUCAGUCGAUGGAUUGAGGAGUGUAUCAGCUCACCCUCCUUUUCAGUAGGGAUGAACAGAAAGCCACAUGGUUAUUUUGCGGGUGCCAGAGGGCUUCGACAGGGCGACCUCUUAUCGCCAUAUCUCUUCGUCCUUGUGAUGGAGAUUCUACACAUGGGAAUUCUACAGCUGAUCGAGCAGGACAUGAACUUCGCAUUUCAUUGGAAGUGUGCCGAUCUUAGACUCUUCCAACUGGGGUUCGCUGAUGACUUACUCCUAUUCUGCCGAGCCAAUACUGAAUCUGUUUGGGUCUUCAAAUCCGGAUUGGAUAGAUUUGCUGAUUGGUCGGGGCUACGACUCAAUGUUGAAAAAAGCCAUAUCAUCAUAUCCGGAUCAGCCCAAAAUAUACGAGAGGAGCUGCUUACUGUGUUAGGGUUUCAGGAAGGCCACUUACAGAUGAGGUAUUUGGGUCUACCAUUGAUCUCUUCUCGAUUAACUAUCGCCGACUGCCAACCAUUACUGAGUAAGAUCGAUGCACGUAUCAAUGGUUGGGAGGGAUUGGCACUGUCAUAUGCGGGCAGGGUACAAAUCAUUAAGUCUGUCCUUGUGGCUCUGGGUGUCUAUUGGGCUUCGGCAUUUAUUUUGCCAAAAGGGGUCAUUAAAGACAUUGAGAAGAGAUUGCGAGUCUUCUUAUGGAGAGGUACGGGAAAUAGUGGAUACCCUAAAGUUGCUUGGAAGGAGAUUUGCAAACCAAAAGAGGAGGGAGGCCUUGGCCUUAAGGAUAUGAGAACUCUUAAUCGAGCAUUGAUGUGCAAAAAGCUCUGUGAAGUCAUCCGAUGUGAUAGGACUUCUAUCUGGGUCGAGUGGUUGCGACAUGGCUGCCUACGAGAUGAUUCGAUAUGGACUAUCCCGGAGAAUCGUGGGCCAUUGGGAUGGAGAAAAAUUUUGCGAUUGAGAGGCUGGUUACGCUCAGUGGUGGAAUAUCGUAUUGGUAAUGGGAAUAAUUUUUUAUUAUGGAAGGAUCCCUGGCAUCACCUUGGGCCCCUCCUCGACAGAUUUCCGCGGGGACCCAACAGUCUGGGAUUGCAUGAGUCUACCAAGUUGAGCUCGGUUAUCUAUGAGGGCCAUUGGCACUGGCCAUUGAUUACGGACAUGGAAUGCGUGGAGAUUACACACGUGCUGCCUCGGAUCCAUGGGGGUACAGAUCGUAUUAUAUGGAAGGGUUCGAGUGGGAAACCCACUACCCAGGAGUUCUAUCGGGCUAUGAUACCAGCAGGACCGAAAGUAGGUUGGAAUUCACUACUUUCGGGUUCUUUGAAGAUCCCGCGACAUUUGUUUAUCCUUUGGCUAGCUAUCCUGGAGAAGCUAGCAACAACAGAUAAACCAUGGCUUUCCCAUCUUGGGUGCUGCGUGCUGUGCAAUGAAGACAUGGUGGAGUCACAUAACCACCUGUUUUUCCACUGCAGAUUUAGUAGAAGAUGCCUCAGUAGUAUUCGGCGCAUUGUGCAAUUCCAGUGGCCUAAUAGGGAUUGGGUCAGAGAUGUUGAAUGGGGUGCAAGAAAAUGGCGUGGGAAGCACAUCAUCAAUAUAUCCUACCGAUGCCUGCUAGGAUCGUGUGUUUACCAUAUUUGGAGGGAGAGGAACCUGAGACGGUUUGAGCACGAGGAGAGGCCAUCGAGUGUAGUGGCCAACUUAAUAGUAGAAGAUGUUCGGCAACGUAUACUCAGUAUUAAGCUACCUAGCUCUAUUAGCACAUGUGCCUUGUAUAGACUGUGGCGUAUCCCUUGGCCUGUCGAGGGAAGCGCCUAA